Molecule: messenger RNA, 1146 nt
Organism: Talaromyces rugulosus
Lineage: Eukaryota; Fungi; Ascomycota; Eurotiomycetes; Eurotiales; Trichocomaceae
Exons: 1
Coding region: 1-1146 (381 amino acids)
Source: RefSeq, a predicted model, not a curated record
AUGGGCCGGCCUAAGUCUCACGCUGGAAUGCUGUCAGGUUCGCAGCCUCCUUUGAUGCCCAGAAUUACAAAUCCACCAACAGCCACCACUCUAUCGGAAAGCCAUACGGCAACCGCUUUGCACGAUAUCAAUAUGGCGCUGAGCCAGCCGGACGAAUCUGUUACUGAUGCCUACCCUCUGUCAUUAUCCGUCCCCGACAUGAUGUUUCUCGACUCCAUUUCACACGAAGACUUGGGCGGCGAACAUGGAAUUGCUUAUAGCGACUUCAACUCCCAGGCUUCUGACUCGACUGGCGACAACGCUACCCUUCCUUUGGAGAAUUUCAACAAGGGUGCAUUGCACCUGGAUACCAGCUACCUAGACCGCCAAUUCUCACCUCAACUUAUAGAGUCUGAUCACCAGGUAUCCGAAUUCAAUCUCAAGUUAGCUAGGCGCCUCCAACAGUGCCAGUCAUUCUUUAGACGGAAAGACGGCAGCUCCAAAGUGGCCAAUACAACAGGGUCUGAACCGUUAGUGUUGGACAAGGAUGACAUCAGUAAUCAGGAAACAACCCUAUUUGGGUACACUCUGAGCGAUACUUCAGAAUUCCUUGCGAUUGUACAGGCUUACGCAUCGGACGAAUUUAAUAAGUUCUCUGACACGGGAAUCAGGAAUAAGGGCUGUCACAAUAUCAAAAACAACUUUGGCACCAGCUCAUGUUCUCGACCCGGCCUGAUUCUCACUCUAAAUCUCAUUUCUGCAUAUUUGCAACUAGUACAGAUAUAUGAAGAGCUUUUCUCGUGUCUGAGCAGGAAGCUUGUCAGUGGUUACAGUGAGGCUGCCUUUGAUAUGCAGAUAUUUCCUCAAUUACAGCUUGCCGGGUUCUCGGUCCAACAGGGCAAUUUACAAAUAAAAAUAUUCAUCCAAACAACCGUUCACCAGUUUGAGAUGAUUGAAAAAGCCCUUGGACUACCCCCCGACCUCCGCGUCACGGAUAAACAGGACGCAUACCUAGGAUUUUUAGAGGAUGAAACUGCCAAGAACAUUUUAGACGCAAUAAGCGGCGGCAAAUUAUACUCGGAAGCCUUGGGAGAACAUGAUGGACCCCGAGCUUUGGUCUCUUUACGAAGCCACCUGAAGCGAGUUUGGACAUUAUCGGAAGGGUAG